Messenger RNA from Daucus carota subsp. sativus, 646 nucleotides. Its product is annotated as auxin-responsive protein SAUR71. The record is from RefSeq and is a predicted model, not a curated record. The transcript has a single exon. Bases 123 to 497 code for a protein of 124 amino acids. Gene Ontology annotation, biological process: response to auxin. NCBI's taxonomy places the organism in Eukaryota, Viridiplantae, Streptophyta, Magnoliopsida, Apiales, Apiaceae.
UCUUCACUCCUACCACGCUCUUAACUUCUUUUUGUACUAUUGAAGUCGUAAACGAGUCGAAAUUCUUCCUUUCCGAGUUCGAAAGCGGUAAACGAACCGAAUCGAGUCGAAAUUCGAUAGUAAUGAAGAAGUUGAUUCAGCGUUUCUCUAGGGUUACCGAUUCGACUCACUACUCUCUCCUCCGAUCAGAGACCCGAGUUUCUUCGCGCACUCGGAGGACUAGCGGCGUGCCGGAGGGCCACUUGCCGGUGUACGUGGGAGACGAGUCGGCGAGGUUUGUCGUGAGCGCGGAGUUGUUAAACCAUCCGGUUUUUAUGAUUUUGUUGAACAAAUCGGCUCAAGAGUACGGUUACGAGCAGAAAGGAGUGUUGCGAAUUCCGUGUCGUGUUUUCGUGUUCGAGAGGGUGUUGGAAGCGUUGAGGAUCGAUGAGGUGUCGCAAGAUGUUAUGGAGCUUCUCAAUUCGUUCUCCGAUGAGCUCGUGACCUAUGUAGACUAGAAUUUAAUUACUUAUGAUCGGUUGAUCUAUUAAUUUUUUAUAGAUUUUUUAUUUUUAUCAGACGAUUGUGAUGAGGGUUUGGUCGCGUUAUGCAGAUAGAUCUGCUUUGUAUAUAUCAUGUGUAUAUAUGGAGAUUAUGGUUGCUUUUA